Messenger RNA from Porites lobata, 8569 nucleotides. The record is from the annotation of a GenBank genome assembly. Lineage: Eukaryota; Metazoa; Cnidaria; Anthozoa; Scleractinia; Poritidae.
AUGAAUGUGGCUGUCGUCGUAACGUUGCUUUCCUUCUGUGCAACUUUGGCGUUACCUGGUAAGUGUAACUAUACUUUGUAUGCCCUUGGUGCUUGAGGACUGGGGAAGGAACCAAGCUGAGUUUCCUUUCUUUCUUGGUGGGAAGUGUUGAUCUUUCUUUGUUUUCUUUCAUCCAUUUUUAUUCCAGUGCCAAUAGAUAAAAGUGAUCAAGGCAGAGUAGAAAGAACGGUAAGUUAUGCAUGCCUCAUUGUCAAAAUUAAUAACAUCACUUUAUGAAUCACUACUCGUAGAUAAUCUUGGCCGGACCGCACGAACAGGAACAUAAAAGGAAGGCUUAUGGCCAUGUUUGGCGUGACUUCAUUUGGGGGGAAGAAAUUGGUUAAUAUGUUUUUCUUGUUUGCUCUUAAAGGAGAGGAAAGUGCAAAAAAGGGUUUCUGAUGGGUAAUCAGCGUGAAAAAUAGCAUAAAAAAUUGGUUUGACGGCAUUACGAGCUAAAAAAGCACGGACAUGUUUGAGUACAAUAUCAAGGACGUCUGUAGAUUAGAAAAUGUUUGUCGUGAGUACUCUCACUGAUAGCUUCAAAAUCUAGAGGAGUAUUUAACAAAGAUUCGAGGGACACUAUCCAGUAUUUGUGAAAACCAUUUCCAUGUUUCUGCGCGAAACAAUACGUACUUGUCUUUUGGGAAUCGCCUCUUAUUGCGUGAAGGCAUGCUAAGUAACUCGGAUUGUCAUGUUAACCUUUAAAAGUUAAAAAAAGCUUAACAGCAAUUUAAUAUGUUCUCUGGCAGCAAUAUACCCUUACUCGAGCUCUCGAUUUCGUACUGGUUCUAAGGAAUUUUUAAGGCAUUUGCUCAAGCAGUAGAAAGAUAAUUCGAAAACUAUCUACUUAUUACAGCCCAUAACACGAAUGAUUUCAUGCAUGUGGUUAAUGUUACGUUCCUGAAGCAUCCUUUAACGCUGAAAUGGGGUCAUUUCCUUUGUUGUCGUGUGAUCUUGUAAGUGGAGGUCAAUGCACCAAUGGAGUCUAGAAUUGCAAAAUUGCUGAAAGAGGGUUGAAUGGUUUUUUCUCUUCUCCGUUUAAAGUUUCUAGAGAGACAUAUUGUGUGUACGCUAACCAUAUUAUUAAUCAAGAGAGGAUAAAGGAGUGUCUUCUUUCGCAUCAGUAUUGUCCCUAUGUGUAACUUGACCAAAUGCAACUUGGCACGACCGCCUCCACUUUGGCAAAUAGCGUUUCUUCACACAGGCGUGUUAUGUGAUUAUGUAGACUUAAAAGUAUCCCCCGUCAUCUAGCCCUUCGAUAUUUAAGACCACCCCUGGCUCCCACCCCCACCCCAUCCCCCUUAAAACUGCGAUCAUGUCCUCCCUUGUCCUUCCAUGCACAGAUAUGAUCGUAGGCAGGAUCGGUUGCUUUAACCCUUUAGGUGCCAAUAGUGACCAAGAUCAAUUUUCCCCUAACAAUAUCCAUACACUGUCUAGAGAUAAAUUAUGAGAAUUAAUAAAGUGAUCACCCAAGCAAAAAUGCCUUGAUCUUUUAUCAAAUUCUGUCAACUCAUUCUUUAAGGAAAAUUAAUGUAUGGAGAUCAGUUUGGAAAACUUGUAUGUGGAUACUGGCGCUUAAAGGGUUAACGGCUCCUUAUACAGGGUCUCUCCCUCCCACCCCUCCUCCCAGUCCUCCUGGAGAUACUGAUUGCUUUUUUUUGUUAAAAGUUAGAAUUUGAAAGUUCUUUUAAAAUGCCAUGGUCAACGUUAGAUUGUAUUGUUGUUCAUUGGAUUGGUUGUUAUAAAAUGAUUUAUUUGAUAAGUUCUGUUGAUAUCCUGACUUUAUCAUUCACUGAUUUCCCCGUUUGGUCUGUAAAGAUCCCCGACAGCUUGGCUUUCACACGAACCUUCUUUUCUGGUCUUUAGUCAGGUGUUUAGUUCUCCAUCUUUUUCUUACCCUUAGCUUAAAGCGUAAUUUCCUGUUUGCAAUUUGUGCCUACUUUACUGACCUUGUGUUAUGUAUUGCAGAUUUCUGUCGAGGAACUGGAAUCUGAGGUCAGUGAUGGAUAAUAAAAAUAAUAAUAAUAAUAAUAAUAAUAAUAAUAAUAAUAAUUAUAAUUAUAAUAAUAAUACGUCACGACAGAAAAAAAAGGGCGAGUAAGGACUUGGUUGUUAACAUCCUGUUAAUAGGCUACAAUUUGCCAAUAUACUUCUAUACAAGAGUAUACAAUAGACUUCUAUACAAGGACCUGUUUAGCCUAAUAUUUGAAACAGAUUCUUAUGUUCUAAAAUAUAUAUAAAAAAUAAAUAAUGAUAAAAAAGUCAGUACACUUGGGCAAAUAAGACACAUACAAGUCAACAUCCUCUUUGCAGACAUAGAUGCCUCAGUAUCUCUCCAACUGCAAUCACAAUGUAAUGAUAUGUAGAUUUUAUAUAAGGAAAAAGCUGAAUAUCCCCAGAUUUCUUUACCUACGGUGUAUUUUAGGCUAUUUAGCUUGCGCUAACUAUUUAUGUAAGAACCUGUUAAUAGGCUAACUUGGGAAAAAGCAGGUUCUUACUCGCGGCUUUUUACUAACUGCAGGCAUGUGUACUUGCAGAUAGCUAGAAAGUUAUCUGUCAAAAGUAAUCCCACUCGUUUGUUUCCAAAUUAAAUUCUGUUUCUAGAUUUCUUUUUUAACAUUAGAGCCUUCAGCUGUAUGUCCAUUUAAUUCUAAGUUUAUAUUUAGAUGACAUACAAAAAGACUUAAGAAAAAACCGUCAAAUAAACUAUCAAAUAAAAACCAGUAUAAAAUAAGUAGAGAGAAACGGAUGGAUAAAUGAUAUAAAAGUUUCUUUGGAUGAUUAAAAUUAGUCAUGAUGCCAAGCUUCUCUUAGACUAAAAAGUCAUGUAGAUGUUUGUUAAACUUUUCUUUUUAUAAUUAUCCUUUUGAGAAUUAUUCUUUGAAAAAAGGUCAAACCUACAUGUAUGUCACUUACAAGACGACACUAAUUGGUCUUUGAUUUCUUCGUGACUAAAUCAGUUGGAAGAGAUCGAGGACCAUGUUGACGCUGUUAGAAAGAAGGUGAAAGAGACAGCAACUGCAAACAAAGGACUAUCCACAGGUGAGCGGGCUACAUAUUUUCAGUCUCUCAAAGUCCGAUUGAAAAGACGUUGAAAAGACACUAAAAAAAUACCACCACUACCACAAACCUUCAGUGGCGGGUCCAGGCCGCACCUUGAGCUGCAGAGGGAAGAGGACUCGCUAGCCGAGAUGAAGAAAAAAGAAUGGGGAGUGGUAGCUUUUAUGACGGUUGUCGGUUAAUUUUUUCCAAUUUUGACGGUUGACGGUUAAAUUUUAGAGUUUUUGACGGUUGACGGUUCAGUAUAUUAAGUGGAAGUUUAGUCCAAACGUUGAUAAGAGUAAAUAUCUGUAUAAGUAAGUAUCUGUAUGAAUUAAUAUCAACUGUCAUGUUGUGUUUUGGAGGUUUUCUUGGCCUAGUUCACUUAUGAAAUUUCAAAAUAUUUUUCAAAAUUAGGUUGUAAAGUCUAGAAAGAGUGUUUUUGAGAACAUAGGAACUGGUUUUUUCAGUUUUAUUAUAGAUUUUUCAGGAGACACAAUACCGUGAAGGCCAGAUGAAAUAAUGAGAUUUUAAAUACCUUGAAACUUUUCAGACUUUGACGGUCAAUCUUAGUCUACAUUUUUGACAGUUGACGGUAAAAAGACCUUUUUUGACGAUUGAAGGUCAAUUUUUAGGGUGCUUGACGGCUGACUCUUAACCCCAUUGAGACCCUCAGACAAGGACCUUUUCCCUGAUACAAAUUGCAAGUAGAAUAAUACGAACUUGAAGAAAAAUCUAAUGGUGAUGGGUAAAAUAAACUUUGCAAUUUGAUUUUUCUUUAUAUAUAUAUAUUUUCCCCAGUGUUCUUGCUGUAAAGAUCAGUUUACUGUUUUUCUACUUGGUUGUCCACCUUUUUUUUUACUGAUCCUGGUCUUCUCAAGAUGCGGCUGUCCUCGCUGAUUUGUUGCUGUGGUUCUGCCUCUACACUCAAACCCCGCUUUACGAAGACCCGCUUAAUACGGACACCACAUUAUUCCGGACAAUUUGCUUUGUCCCUGGGGAAAGCCCUUAAUACGUUUUCUCUCAGUACGGACCCUGGUAGGGGGGCGGGCGGUAGAGUGUUCGUAGAGUAGGUUUGACUGUAUGUAUAAUACUUAAGGUUUUAUCAUUCUAAAUUUUGCCUUUUGUUUUUAUUUUAGACUUCAAAACAGUCGUUUUUUUUUUCCUAUAAAACUCGGCGCUUUUUCAAGCAAAAAGCGCCGGCGCGGCAACAGAAGCUCACAUACGCGCCUCGAGCGUCUCUCUUCAGUCUCAAUCACCGUUUUCAGCCUUUCUCCAGACCUUUCGUUUGACUGUUCGUGCGUAGUUGACUAUGUAAAAAUACGGAUUGUUUUGUAGUCUAUUUUGUUUCACCCAUUCGAAACAAUGCGUUUUAAAUCAAACUACGUAAACGACGACGAUAGAAAUGAUCGACAAAUAAUGUUGCCGAGCAGCGCCGAUGUGAUGGUUGGAUGAGCUUACAGCCCAAGAAAGAAGAAAAUUUUUAGAAGGAGAGAGAACAAAUAAUUGAUCAAAGAUGGCUAACAACGUUCCCAGCAAUGCGGCCUGGCUCUUUCAAUUUGUUCAUUACGCUCUUUUCUAUUCAGGUCUAUUCUAGACUUACUGAUGUGACUUUGUUUUGUCCUUUCUUUUAGGCAUUUUUUCCACACCCUCCGCUGAGACGACCGUUCCAGUCAAUGAGAAAAUUGAGAUUACUACACCGUCCCUGAAACCGACAAACCAAACCGUCAGCACAAUUUCUCCAACACUAACUGGAAGUAAUAGUACCGUGGUAAAAAUCCAGGUUGAAAAACUUGAACCAGAAGUUGUUGUCAAAGAGAACAAAGGCGAGGAGAAAAGUAAAAUUGAAAUUAAGGUAGAAAAACUGACGCCUUCUGGAAAGGAUGAGAUUCAAGUGGAAAAAAUAGCACCAGCGCCAAGCGAGGCAGGAGAAGAUACUGGAGAUGCUGUUUCAGUAGAGAAGGUAUCUGCAGGGGAGGAAACGAAGCAGGCCGUAGCGGAAGAAAGCAUCAGAGGUCAAAUAAAGGUAACAAAAAUAGCUGCAGGAAGCGCGCCUGUGGAGAAAGUUGAUGAAAUUUCCGUAGAAAAAGUGCAAACAGAACAGAAAGGGGAACAAAAAGAGGAGGAAAAGGGAGCGUCGGCUGAAAGCGUAGUUGUAGAAGAAGUAGAGAGGAAGAAAGAGAGUGAAGAAAAGCCUCCGGCUUAUGACGAAGAACUUGAUCUCGAAGGCGAAGGAAUAAGAAAGAACAAACCUUUUAUUUCAGUUGAGAAGAUUUCCCCUGACGACAAGAAAACAAACGUCAAGAAAAAAGAAACGUCUAAAGAAAGCAUAGUAGUGGAAAAGGUAAACAAGGAAGAAAAUAAAAAGGAAACGAAGCCUGUCAUUCAAAUUUCGGUUGAAAAGACGGAAAAUGAUGAGGAUCUUGAUUUGGCAAUUGGAAACACAAGGAAAAGCAACAAUAACGAAACGGUAAUUGUUUCAGUUGAAGAGAUUUCUCCGACUGAGAAAGCUACAGAAGUAAAAGUCAGUGUAGAGGUCGAGAAAGUAAACGAAGUUGAAGAAGACAAUAGGCCUAAUGAGAUCACUGCUAAAAAGGUGCAAAACGAUGACGAUGAAGACCAAGGAAAAGAGACAGAAGAAAGUGAGGAGGAAGAUCUCGAGGAAAACACAAAGAGUGAGAAGGCCAAGCAAGCUCUAGUCAAGGAAGAAACGAAGAAAACUAACACAAUUUCUGUACAGGUGACAGAACAAAAGACCUCAAAUGACGAAUCGGAAGAAAAAAGCCUGAAUCUUGAAAGAAGAGACAUGAUAAACAAUGAGAAGGAAAAGGAAGACAAGUCGGUGGUGAAAAAGUCUGAGGAAAAUGUUAAGGUCGCUGUGAAGAAAGUUGAACUUGUACAACCGCGUAUAAACACCGGAAGCAGAAACAAUGAGGAUAUUAAGCAGGAAGCUGCGGAAGAAGAAGAUCUUCAGAUGAAGCCGCAAAUGAAAGCAUCGCCUGCUCAAGAGACAGCUCCUUCUGAGAGUGACAAGGCACAAUCUAAAAAAGUUGAAAAGGUCCAAUCUGCCACACCUUCCGAUGAGGACGUACUUGAUGACGCCAAUGACAACCAAGAUGAAGAAAAGGAUUUGGAAGAUGAACAGGAAGUGCUAACGGAAAAGGAAACACCAGAGGAAAGAAAAAUUGCACAAGCAUUUGACAAGGCUCUUGAAAAGGAAAGGAACAAAGCAAGGAACAUGAAGACUGAAACUCCCUCGACCCAUUCUCCCAUUCCUACAACAAAAAAGCAGUCAACGAAAACUCAAGAAACGGGACCGCAAAAAGAAAGGGUCAAGCCUUCUUCAAAAGCCAAAUCAAAUGGAGAUUUGUCCAUUGAAGAACUUGAGUUAGCUGCUUUGGCUGAAAAAACUCUGAAUGAAGACGAUACUAAGGAGGCCGAGAAAGUAUUUGUUUCCACUCAAACAUCGCCCACUACUGCAGUGAAGGAAAAGAAGAAUCCGGAGGUGACAGUGGCAGUGAGGAAGGAAACAACGAAAACCCUGUUAAGUGGGAAGGAAACAGCCAAAGAGGAAAAGAAGCUUAACGAGGAACUGGCCAAAGAAAUGAAACUGGAAAAAACUGGGGUAAGUGUAAAGAGUUUGAAUUGCUUCUUUAAGCUAGUUUGUGUCACUAAUGUACAUCGAAGCGCCAUGCCAAGGGAAGAAACAAUACUUGAGAUUUAUACAAUAGUUGAGGAAGAAGGCUAGGCUAGGAUGACCACAUGGAAAUCAUGGAUAUAGUCCCAUCUUCAACAGGGGACUUUAAGAAAGUGACUUUAAUUAGAAAUAUAAAGUCCUUCAAAGUCCUCUACGAGCAGGCUCCGCCCGAAAGGGGUACCUUUUUCAAGUUUUUAGUAUUCAGAGGGGUAGGGAUUUCACAAGUUAAAGUACAUGAAAAAGAAGGGAGUGAUUUAGGUAUUCAAAAGGGCCUUGUAUUUAAUAUAGCAUUUGAACUUAUCACUGUUCUCCCAUCCCGGCCAGUGUGAUUAUAAGGGUUUAGAAUUUGAAGGGGUUACCAUUUUUAAAAGAAGGUAUAGAAAAGGGUAUCUUUUUUUUAGAAAAGGGGUAUAUUUAACCGUAAGGGGUUUUUCAUCGGGGCGUAGCUAGCCUUCUCGAACAAACCUUUGUUGAGUAACCAUCUCACCUGCCGCGAUAUAUACUUGCUUACUGCGCUUUUCACAAACAUGCGAAUUCUGAAGUUCAAAAGCCAACUGACGAUUGCGUUUUUCGCUGCCGUCAAUCAUCUUAACGGACCUCUUAGGAAACAAAACUUUACUUUAACGGGUUCAAAAGGUCAAGGUUUGUGAUUUGUGAUUGGUGGAUUUCGAUCCGUUUUGUGUGUUUCUGAGUUUCCAGGUUCGUUUCUUGUGAUAUCGUAAUUAUGAUUGACGGCAGCGAAAAACGCAAUUGUGAAGGCGGCUUUUGAACUUUAGAGUUCGCAUGUUUGUGAAAAGCGCAGUAAAGUUAAUCUUGAAACCUGUCAACCCUGAAUUGUAAAGAUGCAGUAUGGCUCUAGCUUUUGAGCGUUUGGUCGAGACCAGCUCGUGCUUUCGAAGAGAGUGUCAAUGGGGUUAACGGUCAGCUGUCAAACAGCCUAAAAAUUUAGCCGUCAGCUGUCAAACAGCCUAAAAAUUAAGCCGUCAACCGUCAAUAAAGGUUAUUUUUUAUGGUCAAAUGCCAAAAAUGUAGAUUAAGAUUGACCGUCAAAAAAGCUCAAAAAGUUUCAAUGCAUUUCAAAUCUCUCUAUUUUAGCUGGUCUUCACGGGAUUGUGUCUCCUGAAAAAUUUAUAAACUGGAAAAAACCAGUUCCUAUGUUCUCAAAAACAACCUUUCUAGACAUUACAACCUGCUUAUUGUGAAAAUAUUUUGAAAUUUUAUACGUGAAAGGCCAACGCAACCUUCAAAACACAACAGUUAAUAUUAAUUCAUACAGAAGUUAAUAUUUACUUUAACGUUCGGACUAAAUUUCCACUUACUAACCUUUAACCGUCAAAAGCUCUAAAAAUUUAACCAUCAACCGUCAAAAUCGGAGAAAAUUGACAGUCAACUGUCAAAGCUACCACCAUAUUGAGACCCUCUUUGAAUGACCCCUAUUCCACUACGUUUUCCACUUUCCUUGAUAAAGCAUUCCGUAGAUGCCCAUGAAACUUAAAUUUCUUGAAUUUCGACAGAGCAUUAUUAGGAGUUUAAUUAAGCCACUUUGUACUGCAGAAUGGAGUUCCACCCUCACUUAUGGUCUUGUUUUUGUUUUGUUUUUUUCAAUAGCAUCCUCCACUUAUUGAGGUCGCGAAAAUCACAGAAAAACCCAGCCUGGAACCAACAACUGAAAUAGUCGAGGAAGAUCCCAACAUAAAUCAUAACAAGGAAAUUACUAAUAAUGAAACAAAGAAAGAACCUGUACCAGCAGGGCAGGACAGCGAGGAAGAGCAAGAAAGGCAGCUGGAGAAUUAG